This is a messenger RNA of Molossus molossus (Pallas's mastiff bat), 4986 nucleotides long. It is a transcript of the gene PDLIM5, whose product is annotated as PDZ and LIM domain 5. Gene Ontology annotation, molecular function: muscle alpha-actinin binding; actin binding. The transcript has 15 exons. The record is from RefSeq and is a predicted model, not a curated record. Gene Ontology annotation, cellular component: stress fiber; adherens junction; filamentous actin. Lineage: Eukaryota; Metazoa; Chordata; Mammalia; Chiroptera; Molossidae. Gene Ontology annotation, biological process: muscle structure development; actin cytoskeleton organization; heart development. The coding region runs from base 103 to 1926 and encodes 607 amino acids.
CACGCACCGCGAAUCACUUGUCAGCGCUCGUCUGAGGCGGAGGCAACGCAGCGCCGGACCCGAGUUUCACUUUCUGGGAUUGGACUUUGAGCCAUUAGAACCAUGAGCAACUACAGUGUGUCCUUGGUUGGCCCAGCUCCUUGGGGUUUCCGGCUGCAAGGUGGCAAGGAUUUCAACAUGCCUCUGACAAUCUCUAGUCUAAAAGAUGGUGGCAAAGCAUCCCAGGCAAAUGUGAGAAUAGGCGAUGUGCUUCUCAGCAUUGACGGAAUAAGUGCCCAUGGGAUGACUCACCUUGAAGCCCAGAACAAGAUUAAGGGUUGUACAGGCUCUUUGAAUAUGACUCUGCAAAGAGCACCUGCUACAUCCAGGCCUGAACCAGUUCCUGUGCAAAAGGGAGAACCUAAAGAAGUAGUUAAACCUGUGCCCAUUACAUCUCCUGCUGUGUCCAAAGUCACUUCCACAACCAACAUGGCCUACAAUAAGGCACCACGGCCCUUUGGUUCUGUGUCUUCACCAAAAGUCACAUCCAUCCCAUCACCAUCGUCUGCCUUCACCCCAGCCCAUGCAACCACUUCAUCACAUGCUUCCCCUCCACCUGUGGCUGCUGUCACUCCUCCCCCAUUCGCUGCAUCUGGACUGCAUGCUAAUGCCAAUCUUAGUGCUGACCAGCAUUCACCAGCACUGAGCGCUGGUAAACCUGCAGUUAAUGUCCCACGGCAGCCCACAGUCACCAGCGUGUGUUCCGAGACUGCUCAGGAGCUAGCAGAGGGACAGAGAAGAGGAUCCCAGGGUGACAGUAAACAGCAAAAUGGUAACCCCGGCACCAUGAAAAUCCCACCUAAACGCCCACCGAGAAAGCACAUCGUGGAGCGUAAUACAGAGUUUUAUCACAUACCUACUCACAGUGAUGCAAGCAAGAAGAGACUGAUUGAGGAUACUGAAGACUGGCAUCCGAGGACUGGCACAACUCAGUCUCGCUCUUUCCGCAUCCUGGCUCAGAUCACUGGGACUGAACAUCUGAAAGAAGCUGAACCUGAGAAUACAAAGAAGGCGAACGACGCCCAGGAGCCUUCUCAGCACGUGACUUCAUCGGCGGCGGCGGCACAGAGCGUGCCCGCAAGGCCCCAGAGCCCGGCCUUUGCCCGACCAGGGGUGGCCGGGCUCACGACUGCUGCUGCUUUCAAGCCGCUGGGACCCACCAGCGUCAUCAAGUCACCAAGCUGGCAGCGGCCCAACCAAGCAGCAGCUUCCACGGGAAGAAUCUCAAACAGUGCCACUUCUUCAGGACCAGGGGCACCAGCCAGCCCAGCUGCGGGGCAGCCGCAGCCAAGCGACCAGGACACGUUAGUGCAGAGAGCCGAGCACAUCCCAGCGGGGAAGCGGACUCCGAUGUGCGCCCACUGCAACCAGGUCAUCAGGGGACCCUUCCUAGUGGCGCUGGGGAAAUCUUGGCACCCGGAGGAGUUCAACUGCACUCACUGCAAAAACACGAUGGCCUACAUCGGGUUUGUGGAGGAAAAGGGGGCCCUGUAUUGUGAGCUUUGCUAUGAGAAAUUCUUUGCUCCUGAAUGUGGUCGAUGCCAAAGGAAGAUCCUUGGAGAAGUUAUCAAUGCUUUGAAACAAACUUGGCAUGUUUCCUGUUUUGUGUGUGUGGCCUGUGGAAAACCCAUUCGUAAUAAUGUUUUCCAUUUGGAGGACGGUGAACCUUACUGUGAGACUGAUUACUACGCCCUCUUCGGUACCAUAUGCCGCGGAUGUGAGUUUCCCAUCGAAGCCGGCGACAUGUUCCUGGAAGCUCUGGGCUGCACCUGGCACGACACGUGCUUCGUGUGCUCGGUAUGUUGUGAAAGUUUGGAAGGUCAGACCUUUUUCUCCAAGAAGGACAAGCCACUUUGCAAGAAACAUGCUCAUUCUGUGAAUUUUUGAAAGUCAACAGUUCAGGAGAAGAGAAAGAAAUUUGAAGAGAAAGAGGAGAAUUAAAAUUACCAAUUAAUUUUUAGAUUUAAUAUUUAUAUGGAUUUUUGAAAAAUAAUAGUAGCCCUGAAGGGAUAAAUUCCAGCUUUAAAAAUGAAAUCUAUGAGGAAAUAUUUGGCUUCAUAAUGUAAAGAGACAGUUUGACAUUUGUUAUUACUUGUUCCCUGUAUUUUCUGCCCAUAAAGUAACUUUUAUAAAAACCAAUUUCCUGAUUGACUAUUAAAUUCAUCUUAGAAUAAAUUAGUGAAAAAUUAAAUUUUAGAAUAAAAGCUGCAACCUCAAUGCUGAAAUCAUUAUGCUUUCUUUCCUUAUUAGGUAGGUAGUUAUGAGUAAAUCUGCAAAAGAAAGAAAAUGCCUUAUGCUUUAUCAGUAAGUGAAAUUAAAAAAAAAAAAUAGUGUCUAUCUUUAUAAUAGUAAAUAGGAGUUUAAACAGAUUUUGAUCAGCAGUAGGCGGUAUCCCUUUUUAAAAACCAUGUGCAUUUUUUUAAAGUUUUACAACUGAUCAUUCCAAUAGGAAAGGUCAAUAAGAUUUUGAUCAAAAUGUGUCAUGCCAAUAAGAGAAGGUAUAUUUUUUUCAUCCCUCUCAAAAGCCACCAUAUAGCUUAUAAAUCUCAAAUUUUCACCUUUUAUUAAAAUAUGACCAUUUUUAAUUCAUUGUGUAUGUUUUAUCACCUAUAGUAGUCAUACUCCCUUUUCCUCUCGUCCUUCAUGCUCUGGUAAAGAGCUAAUUGAAUGACUUUGGACUGUGAGAGUUUUCUCUCUCAAAGAGAAUGAGAAGAAAAGAAUGUAGUUGGGAAUUAUGAUGUAUUCCCCUCCCCAAAUCCCCCCUUUUUUGACAAUGAAUUAGUUUCGUAGUUGUACUACUGACUGAUGAAGGUUUGAGAACUCUCUUUGCACAAUAAUCUUUUUUCUUUAAUUCUGCACUAGAAAAAUAAAAGGUUGGCUUGGGUAUGUGAUAAAAUCUAGAUUUUUUUUUUACUUUUGAUAGUUCUCUUUCAGUAAUAAAUGAACUACUUCCAGAUGUGAUCACGAAGUUUGGAAAACUUUUAUGCAAAGAGAUUUGGUAGUAGAGGAGAGGAACAUGAUUAAUUACUCAGACUGGCCCAUUUUUUGUUUUCUUUAUUUGGAGGAAAAAAUACAUGGAUACCACAUGAAGACAGAGAAGUAACUGUGGUAAAAUUAUAGAUCCUAUUGACAUUGUCCCAGUAAGAAAAGAAAUUGCAGCAUUUGAUCAUUAUUCUCUUUGUUUCCAGGAUGGCUAAAAGCUCAUGAUCCCACUGAGUUAUAAUUUCAGUGAUUUGGAGCAAGGUGCUUUUAAAUUUGAGAGUGAGCCCCAAGUCCUUCCUCCCCUAUUUCUCACUAAUGACUUCACUUCCAUUGUGGACGUUUGUUGUAGAGGAAGUUUGGGGCUACAAUAUUUGUUUAACCUCCCUCAGAACUUUCCAAGGCAUCUGUCCUGAAAGCUGUUAACUUAUGGUCUAGCAGAUUUAAAUUAUAUGCAGAUAAUAACUAACUGGGGAUAAAAGAAUGAGGAGGGUAGCACAGAGUGGCAAACUGAAUGCUUCACCAGCAGAACCCCAAACCGCCUCCUCCCCUUCCACCUUGCGGGGAGGCAGGAUGUUUGAAUUGUGUAUUAUAUUUCUUAUUGCUGCUGAGACCCCUUCUAGAAGACAUACUGGUGAAUAUGUGCUGUCAUAUGUUAAUGCCAGUUAUUUGCUUUACACAAGAUAAAAUUAGUUGGUGGUUUUGUGUUGGUGUGGUAGAAGUUUCUUUUUGUUACAUAGUUUUGCUUUUGUAGAUUAUAUGCCAAGAUAGUGUUUGGUAAAUCAGUGGCAUUUGGGUAUUUUCUUCAAAGAAUUUUAUUUGACUUGGAUUUCUUAUAAAUUAUCUUAUAUUAAUAUAUCAUUUUUACUGGACUUUUCUUUCUGCAUGUUAUUCAUAGAGCAUAAUAUUGCAUUUCUCUAAAUUUUAUCCCUAAGAGGGUAACAUUGCUUCCUAAUUUAUCAUCGUCAUUAUGCUUUGCCCUUCUCUUCUGUGGCAAAGCUUUCUGCCGGUUCCUAAAACAGUUAAUCCUAUGAAAGAGAUAUUGAUUAUAACCCAGAAGGAUCCCUGUAUUUCCAGUGGGGAAUGACAUAUUUAACACAUCAGCAUUAAUCUCUUAAUAACUCAGGCAGAGCACUUUAUUAUUCUGGUGAGCUACCUGAAUAUUUAUUUUUCUGAUUAUAAAUGUUCUCUGUCAGUAGCAUUUUUAAAUUAUUACCUUUCUGCUGUAGAGCAUUCACUUCUAAUGUCCCUAGAUGUAUAUUUUGGAAUGCUGCACUUAGUACAAUACAGAUUAAAGCGUAGUGCGUGACUUUAAAACAUCCCCUAUUUGGUCUUCCCGGUUUGAAAAUGUCAGUGAUAGGUUCAGAUUUAAAACAUUUCUCUGGACUUACCAGAAUGUUGCUCCCUAAAGAAGCAGCCUAAAAACAAUCCCCUGUGCUUAUGCCUAUAGCAGCUAAUGCAUUUCCUGUUGACUCAGGUUGAAUUUAGAGUCUAAAACUAAAACCUAAUCAUUUGAUCAGUAUUAAGACUAACAGAAAUAAGUGUUGAAAUCUUCAAAUUAUUAGUGCAGCAUUAUGUUGAAAAAUAUCUACAACAAAAAUGUCUUCGUGGUACCAUUUUCAAGGGGUACUGUAUUAGGAUCACUUUUAUAGAAAAUAAUGUCUCCCUCUCCCUGUGCAAGUGUGAAUCUGGUCUGUUAACAUCUUUGUGAUGUUUGUAGUUUCGUCACUUCUAUUGAAAGGAGACGCUCUUCAGACAGGGAAGGGAAAACACAUUGAGUAAUAUUACACAAAUCUAAUGUGGCUUCAGUUUGUCACUCUGCAUCGCCCAAAUAGUUUAAGGUAUUGGGUUUAGAUUCUUGAUGUAUCAUUUGCCUUAUCUGUUCAUCUCUGUUUUUCAUUUCUUGAUGUUUUUAAGUUUGUAUAUAUGUCCAUGCUGUUUUGCUUUGGGGUGUAUUUUCUUAUUAAA